CCCACAAAGCCAAUUCCACGUAUCUCUCCCAAAACCUUUCGUAAGACGGUUGAAUCGCUCACCACAGAACAUGAUAACGAACCUCCGAUGAGCUCCAUUGAAAGCUUCCCAUCUCCGCGGAAAGAUAAGGGAAAGCGGCGAUACUCUGGUCCUGACGAAUAUUCAAGCGACGAUGAGCUUGUUCCUGGUGUCACUGAUGCGGCACUGCAAGCUAGAGGGAAAACACUGUAUGAGCAGGCUUUGCGCGAGAAGGAACUUUUCCAAGUUGCCGAUAAACCACCUAAGAAAACUAUCAACGACCUUGCACGAUUACAUGCGCCUCUGGCUAUGACAAGCAACGGCAAACAGUCGAGAUCAGACACUCACCCAUUCGCGUCUAACAAGGGAGCUCACGAGGGAGACUUCGAAAUGGUUCAGCAGAUGGAGGAUGCAUAUGUUGACCUCAGCGGAGGAAAUAGCACGACUAUCGACACUUUCACACAAAGUGGGCCCCAAGACAAAGAGACUCAGCGUAUCCUUCUUCGUGAGGAGGACGAGGAAUGUACGCAGGAGGCCUUG
Molecule: messenger RNA, 558 nt
Organism: Suillus plorans
Lineage: Eukaryota; Fungi; Basidiomycota; Agaricomycetes; Boletales; Suillaceae
Exons: 1
Source: RefSeq, a predicted model, not a curated record